Actinia tenebrosa (Australian red waratah sea anemone) is the source of this 1552-nucleotide messenger RNA. Its product is annotated as neuronal acetylcholine receptor subunit alpha-3-like. Lineage: Eukaryota; Metazoa; Cnidaria; Anthozoa; Actiniaria; Actiniidae. The record is from RefSeq and is a predicted model, not a curated record. Gene Ontology annotation, biological process: monoatomic ion transmembrane transport. Gene Ontology annotation, cellular component: membrane. Gene Ontology annotation, molecular function: transmembrane signaling receptor activity; extracellular ligand-gated monoatomic ion channel activity.
UUCACUGGUUAUUGGAUGUACUAGCUUUGCUCGCCUCUAUGGAAGACAAAUUAAACUCCAAAACUCUUGGAAACUUUGUUCUCCUUAUAGUCAUUUUACAGGUGUUGCUGCACAUCGCAUCUGGAAGAUCGAAUACCUCAGCCGAACACUCGAUUAGGAAGCUACUGUUAGACGAUUACGACCAGGCUGUACUGCCGAUAAGGGGCGGUUCUCCUGUUGAUGUAGAAUUUGGACUAAAGCUCAAUGCACUUCAAAAAGUGGACAGUAAAGAACAACUUAUCUCAGUCGAUACAUGGGUCGUCAUGAAAUGGAAUAACACUUUCUUAUACUGGGACAAAAGCAAGUACGGUGGAAAAGAUCGAGUUAACUUUCUACCCACCGAAGUAUGGUUUCCAGACAUCGCCCUUCAUAACAACGGUGACAAUCUUACCCCGAGGGCGGGAGGUACGAGCAAGUUUUUGUCCAACGUUGCUGUUGAUAGCGAUGGUUUGAAUGUCUGGAGUGGCCCAGCCAGUUUUACAGCGAGCUGUGAAUUGAAAUUAGAUUAUUGGCCUUUUGAUACGCAAAAGUGUGCAUUCAGAUUUGGAUCUUUCUCCUAUCAUAAGCAACAAUUGACAAUCAGCCCUUUUGCAACCAAGAGCACUUUAGGAGAAAGUUUCAUCGAAAAUGGCGACUGGGCCAUCAUGGGCAUUGACAUAGACAUUGGCGAGACCGACCACGGUAACUGCUGUCCAUACAAGUUCUCUCAGAUAUCUUUCACCAUCACCAUGGAACGGAAAUACAGUUAUCAAAUGUUUUAUGUGGUUGCACCCUGCCUCAUAAUGUCCAUCCUUACSCUGGUCAGCUUCUGGAUCCCGUCAGAGAGUGGGGAGAGGAUUGGUUUUGUUACUACACUCUUGCUAGGCAUGAUGGUAUUUUUGCUCAUAGUUCCAGACUCACUUCCAGAGUCUUCAAGAGCAAUUCCAGUGCUGGGCGUUCUACUGAUGUGCACUUUAGUUCUAAUCUCUUUCGUGCUACUCGCCACGAUUGCAGUCCUGCGAUGCUUCCACACCGAAGGAACCCCGCCAAAAUAUUUAAGAUGGCUUUCGAAAUCCACAGUGGUAAAUGAUAAUGGAGCAUUUGAGAUUGUCGAGCUGGACAGACAGAAACCAAGCGUGGCCACUUUAAGGGCCGUCCAGCCGUUUCAAGCGGAUCCUGCUGUCAAACCGGGCACACCGAGAACUAAAGGCACCGCUACCGUGUCAUGGCAAGGAAUCGCGUGCAGACUCGACACCAUAUUUUUCUGGUUUUUUCUUGUGGUGUAUGUCGUGGUAUACGCUGUGUUGCUAACUGCUAGAGGUUAGACUUGAAAACAACAUUUAGUAUUGUAUCUCCAUAUUAACUCUUUAAUAUAUAUUGUCACGUGGGACGUCAAUCACAACACAUUAUUGCACCAAUCUAGACGUGUAUAAAACCAAUACUUAGAGAACCGAAGCACAAACUGUUGCAUUUAUUUUUCAUUAUUGAUCGAAUAUAGCACUUUUCUCCAAAUGUUGUAAAAGGGGGCCACUAG